GUGUUGGCCAUCAUCAGCUUGAGAAAGCAAAGGUAAUUUCAAAGCCAUCAUGUCAAGUAGUAAUAUAGUUCCUGCGAAUAUGGAGAUUACGAAAUUCCUGUUAAUAGGAAUUACUACAGCUGCAGUUGUAUCAGGAGUUUUUGGAUUGAAAUCCUAUUUUCAUAUAAAUUACGCUUUGCAUUUGGCAUCUCACUAUCAGUAUUGGAGAUUGUUAAUAUGGCAAUUGGUCUAUUGGAAUUCAACAGAAGUUCUUCAGGCACUUUUUAUAUUGUACCAAGCUCGAGACGUGGAGCGGUUGUUAGGAUCUCAUAAAUAUGCUUCGUUUUGUACCUAUUCUUUUGUAGUUGGUACUCUUAUAACUCCUCUAUUCUGCUUUCCUAUAGCCCACUUCUGCCGUAGCUUUGAAUACGUUCACCCUGGGCCUACCUUCAUUGUCUUUGCUAUUCUUUAUCAAUAUUUCUACGUCGUUCCAUCAACUGUCUAUGUUCGAAUUUCUGAAAUUUUAAUCACUGAUAAAGUUCAAAUGUUAUUUCCCCUACUAGGACUAGCUUUAUCCAAUCCGCCUAGUACCUUUUUCAAUGCCCUCUUUGGAUGGACAUUUGGGAUGCUAUACUGCCAUGGUUUAUUCCCUUAUACGUCUUGGCGUUUACCAGCUCGCUUUGUUCCUGCUGCUUCAUUAACUCGCCAGAUAUAUAUUCGUCCACCUCAUACCGAUUCCCAAGCAUCCUUAGAUUUUGAUCCCUCUGCCUUGUUUCCCGCAUUUGCUGCUAAUUUCAAUACAAACCCUCGCACGGACACUAACCCAGACAACGUCAAUGGUCGUGCAAUCACUCCCAAUCUUCAAAGAGAUACUACCCCUCAUUCUGAUGCUGAAGCUUCAGGCUUCGCAUCUGGCAUACCAAGAAACCCUUCUUUUAGAAGCCGGCCAGCGACGACGCGUCAGCCCUCCGCAUCAGUUUUGCCAACUGGUCCUGCAUCUCAAUUGUAUGAUAUGAUUAGUGGUCGGUCCGAACGUCCUGAAUUGGCUGGUGUAAGAGAAGAAGACGUUGAAACUGUUCAAACUAUUAUGCAAACCACGAGAGCGCAAGCCGUCCAGGCCUUGUCCCAAACUAAUGAUGUUCAACGAGCUGUCGAGCUUCUUUUAGAGCAGUAAUUUUUCGAACCUUAGAAUUCAUUUUCAUCUUUUUGUUUCUGAUGUCUUCGUCCACUCGUUAUUUUCCAUCAGGAAUAAUUAUUAAACAACCUUUUUCGGAUAAAGGAUCAAAUAAAACUGCCUUUAAUUAAUUUCACUUUUGAUGCAUUGAGUUGGACAUUUGUUAUAACUUCCAAAUUGCUGGAAAUAUCUUAAUGAAUACUUUGAUAACGUUGUCGUAUAUUGAUAACUCUUACUAAAAUAAUAUUAGGUAAAGAAUUUUUUACGUUAACAAAAAAAAAAAAAAACCUUUC
Molecule: messenger RNA, 1446 nt
Organism: Schizosaccharomyces octosporus yFS286
Lineage: Eukaryota; Fungi; Ascomycota; Schizosaccharomycetes; Schizosaccharomycetales; Schizosaccharomycetaceae
Product: UBA domain-containing protein Ucp14
Exons: 3
Coding region: 50-1153 (367 amino acids)
Molecular function (GO): serine-type endopeptidase activity
Source: RefSeq, a predicted model, not a curated record